Arachis stenosperma is the source of this 2213-nucleotide messenger RNA. Its product is annotated as 9-cis-epoxycarotenoid dioxygenase NCED2, chloroplastic-like. The transcript has a single exon. Gene Ontology annotation, biological process: carotene catabolic process. The record is from RefSeq and is a predicted model, not a curated record. Bases 97 to 1992 code for a protein of 631 amino acids. Gene Ontology annotation, molecular function: carotenoid dioxygenase activity. Gene Ontology annotation, cellular component: chloroplast stroma. NCBI's taxonomy places the organism in Eukaryota, Viridiplantae, Streptophyta, Magnoliopsida, Fabales, Fabaceae.
CUUCUCUCUCUCUCUCUCUCUCUCUCUCUCUCUUGUUGACCCAAGCACACACCACUUGCAGUUGCAAACUUGCAAUCUCAACUCUGAAUAAUCUCAAUGAUCAUGGCACCAUCUUCAAUAGCACUCAACAGUGCUAGUAGUAGUACAUGGGCUAAGAAGCCACAUCAACUCACACGCCCUUUCUCUUCUCCCACUCCACAAUCGAUAGUUGAGUUGGGCUUCCCCACAAAGUCCACCACCAUAAACCAGAGGAAGAAGCCCAUUAGAAAGGCUAAUAAUAGUGUAGGAGGAGUUCAGUGCGUACUACACUCCCCCUCCGUGUUUCAUUUCCCAAAAGAACCCUACACCCAACCAUUAAUUACCGAAGAUGACCCUCCCCAAAAGCCCCAAUGGAACCCGUUCCAAAGGCUAGCAGCAACGGCACUCGACAUGUUCGAGGCCGCGUUACUCUCACGCGAGCAACACCAACCACUUCCUAAAACAGCCGACCCUCGCGUCCAAAUCGCCGGCAAUUUCGCUCCAGUACCAGAACAGCCAGUUGUUCACUCCCUACCCGUAACGGGAACCAUACCGGAUUCCGUUAACGGCGUCUACCUUCGUAACGGUGCCAAUCCUCUGUUCGAGCCUACUGCCGGGCACCACCUAUUUGACGGUGACGGCAUGAUCCACGCCGUCACUAUCAAUGGUGGCACUGCAAGCUACGCAUGCCGCUUCACGGAGACCGAGAGGCUCGUCCAGGAGAGGAAGCUUGGCCGCGCCGUGUUCCCCAAGGCCAUCGGCGAGCUUCACGGCCACUCCGGUAUCGCCAGGCUCCUCCUCUUCUAUGCGCGGGGUUUGUGCGGGAUCCUCGACAACCGUCAUGGCUCCGGCGUCGCGAACGCAGGCCUCGUCUUCUUCAACGGCAGGCUUCUCGCCAUGUCGGAGGACGACCUCCCCUACGAGGUGCAAAUCACUACCUCCGGCGACCUGAAAACUAUUGGCCGUUACAGCUUCGGGAACCAGCUCAAUUCCACCAUGAUCGCGCACCCGAAGGUCGAUCCCGUUUCUCGCGAGCUCUUCGCACUCAGCUAUGAUGUGUCCAGGCCGUACCUGAAGUAUUUCCGGUUCUCGCCGGAGGGGGAGAAAUCGCCGGACGUGGAAAUCCGACUCUCUGUUCCGACGAUGACGCACGAUUUCGCGAUCACGGAGAAUUUCGUGGUGAUCCCUGACCAGCAGGUAGUGUUCAAGCUAGGGGAGAUGAUCAAGGGAGGGUCGCCGGUGAUGUACGACGGCAAAAAGAAAUCGAGGUUCGGGAUUCUCCCCAAGUACGCGUCGGACGCUUCCAGUAUCGUGUGGGUGGAGUCGGCGGACACAUUCUGCUUCCACCUGUGGAACGCGUGGGAGGAGGCUGAAACAGAAGAGGUGGUGGUGAUGGGGUCGUGCAUGACGCCGCCGGACUCGAUCUUCAACGAGAGCGAGGAAAGCCUGAAAAGCGUGCUGUCAGAGAUAAGGCUGAACCUUAAAACAGGCGAGUCAAAGCGGCGCAACGUGGUCCCUGAAGCAGAGCAAGUAAACCUGGAGGCAGGAAUGGUGAACCGAAACCGACUGGGGAGAAAGACAAGGUUCGCAUACCUAGCGGUGGCGGAGCCGUGGCCUAAGGUUUCGGGUUUCGCGAAGGUGGACCUUGUGAGCGGGGAAGUGAAGAAACACUGCUAUGGGGAGAGAAGGUUCGGCGGGGAACCAUUCUUCUUGCCUAAAGAGAAUAAUAAUAAUAAUAAUAAUAACAAGAGGUGGUGUGACGAAGACGAAGGGUACAUUAUGACGUUUGUGCAUGACGAGAGUACUAGGAAAUCAGAGCUUGAGAUCGUGAAUGCUAAAGAUCUGAAGUUGGAAGCGACGGUGAAGUUGCCGUCUCGAGUACCUUACGGUUUUCAUGGGACUUUUGUGGAAGCUAAGGAAUUGGCGAAGCAGGCGCUACAUGCCAACGGGACUACUGUACUCCACCACGUCUAAUCUAAUGUUAUUAGUGAAAAAGAAAGUUACCUUUGUAAAGAGCAUAGAAUAGUUUGUUAUAUGUUGCCAGUUAUGUUUUAUGUGAGGAGAAUGUUAUCAGAAGGAUCAGUAAGGAGUAAGGACUAGGGAGACCAACAGGUUCAGUUUCUCUUGAGCAAAGUUUUUUUAUGUUUGAGUAUAAUGAUAAUAUGGUAUAUACUUUUUAAUUUUAGGAAUCAACA